UAACUAACUUACUUCCAAAACUGCCGGCUUUGCAUGAAAUAGUACUCAUCAAAUCUCUCUCUCUCUCUAUAUAUCUGACACACACACACACACAGAGCAGUGUAGCAAGAGAUGAAAAGUGAUUUUGAGUUUUUUGUUUUGUUUGCUCUGUAAAUGCUUCUUCAGGAAAGAGAAACAGUGAAGGAAAAAAGUUAGUUUUUCUGAAGCAGCAAUGACUGCAAAAAUACAAAAAAAGCCACAACAGACUCUUCUUUUUGCAGCCACAAUUUCUCCCCCUCUCUCUCUCUCUUUCCUUUUCAAGAAUUGGGUUUUAGUCACUUUUUUCAAAUAUUGAAUUCUCUUGAGCUCUUUUACUGAAGAGAAGUAAAAAAAGAGAAUCUUUCUUUAAAUUCAGCAUAUUCAGUAUAUAACUAAUGGUGGUUUUCUACUGAAAGGGGUUGAAGUUACCAAAUUGGUUUGCUGUUUCCUGUGGCUGAUAUUGAUUGGGGGUAGUGGAUGACUUCAGGAAUGGAAAUUGAUGAAGAGAAUAAUAAUAAUGAAAGUAAAGGAGGGAUGUGGGAUUUAGAGCAAAAGCUUGAUCAGCCUAUGGAUGAGGAAGCUGGAAGGCUAAGGAAUAUGUAUAGAGAAAAGAAAUUCUCGACAUUGUUGUUAUUGCGGCUUGCUUAUCAGAGUCUUGGAGUGGUGUAUGGGGACCUUGGGACAUCUCCCUUGUAUGUCUACAACAAUACAUUUCCCCAUGGAAUUGAUGAUCCAGAGGAUGUCAUUGGAGCACUUUCAUUAAUUAUAUACUCUCUUACACUUAUCCCUCUCCUCAAGUAUGUUUUCAUUGUAUGUAGAGCAAACGACAAUGGCCAAGGUGGGACUUUUGCUCUUUAUUCGUUACUCUGUCGACAUGCUAAGAUAAACACAAUUCCAAACCAACAUCGAACUGAUGAGGAGUUGACAACUUACAGCCGUAGCACAUUCCAUGAGCAUUCAUUUGCUGCAAAAACAAAAAGAUGGUUGGAGGCAUAUCCGUUCAGGAAGAAUGCACUUCUUAUUCUUGUAGUUGUUGGCACUUGCAUGGUAAUCGGCGAUGGAAUUCUGACUCCUGCCAUUUCAGUUCUUUCAGCUUCUGGUGGGAUCAAGGUGGACCAUCCGAAGAUGAGUAACGACGUAGUUGUGGUAGUUGCUGUCAUUAUAUUAGUUGGUUUGUUUAGCUUACAACAUUAUGGCACAGACAGAGUGGGUUGGUUGUUUGCUCCAGUUGUGCUGCUUUGGUUUCUCUUAGUAGGAGGUAUUGGCAUCUAUAAUAUCUGGAAAUAUGAUAGCUCUGUUUUGCGGGCUUUUUCUCCGGUUUACAUUUAUCGGUAUUUUAGAAGGGAAAAAAGAGAGGGUUGGACAUCACUGGGAGGGAUCAUGCUCAGCAUUACAGGAACAGAGGCACUUUUUGCUGAUCUUGCUCAUUUUCCACUGUCAGCAAUACAGCUUGCUUUCACUGUCGUUUGUUUCCCUUGCCUUCUUCUAGCUUAUUCUGGACAAGCAGCAUACCUCAUGCAAAAUACAGAUCAUGUUGUUGAUGCAUUCUAUCGAUCUAUUCCAGAAAGCAUAUACUGGCCAGUUUUUGUGAUUGCAACUCUAGCUGCUAUUGUUGCAAGUCAAGCUACCAUAUCUGCAACGUUUUCCAUAAUCAAGCAAGCUCUAGCACUUGGCUGUUUUCCGAGAGUCAAGGUUGUACAUACAUCAAAGAAGUUCUUAGGGCAGAUAUAUAUUCCUGAUAUAAAUUGGAUCCUUAUGGUUCUUUGCAUUGCCGUUACUGCUGGAUUUAAAAAUCAAAGCCAAAUAGGCAAUGCUUACGGAACAGCGGUCGUGAUAGUCAUGCUGGUGACGACACUCCUCAUGACUUUGAUAAUGUUACUAGUUUGGCACUGCCAUUGGGCUGUUGUUCUUAUCUUCACUGUCUUAUCUCUGGUGGUUGAAUGUACCUACUUCUCUGCAGUAUUGUUUAAGCUUGACCAGGGUGGUUGGGUUCCUCUUGUGAUUGCUGCAGCUUUUCUUCUCAUCAUGUAUGUAUGGCAUUAUGGAACGGUGAAACGUUACGAAUUUGAGAUGCACAGCAAGGUAUCAAUGGCAUGGAUUCUUGGACUUGGCCCCAGUUUAGGAUUGGUACGUGUGCCAGGAAUCGGACUUGUGUACACCGAACUAGCUAGUGGAGUGCCACACAUCUUUUCUCACUUCAUUACCAACCUACCUGCUAUACACUCAGUUAUGGUAUUUGUCUGUGUAAAGUAUCUUCCUGUUUACACAGUUCCAGAAGAUGAGAGAUUCCUUGUGAAACGGAUAGGACCAAAGAAUUUUCACAUGUUUCGCUGUGUUGCAAGAUAUGGUUACAAAGACCUCCAUAAGAAGGAUGACGACUUUGAGAAAAAGCUCUUCGAUAACCUCUUUAUGUUUGUCCGACUGGAAUCCAUGAUGGAUGGCUGCUCCGACUCUGAUGAAUACAGCUUAUACGGACAGCAAACACAACAUUCUAGAGAUAACGGGAGCUCUUCUACUGCAAAUAUUGAGCUCAGUUAUUCAUCAAUGGACUCAAUAGCCCCUGUCAAAUCUCAUCCUCACAGAAACAACACAAUCACAUCCUCCGGACAUGAGAGCGGACAGACAGAAGUUGAUGAAAUGGAAUUCUUAAAUAGUUGUAGAGAUACGGGGGUUGUACACAUACUUGGGAAUACUGUAAUAAGAGCAAGAAGGGAAUCCAGGUUUUAUAAGAAACUAGCUAUAGACUAUAUAUAUGCAUUUCUUAGGAAAAUAUGCAGGGAAAAUAGUGUCAUCUUCAAUAUACCUCAUGAGAGCCUCUUGAAUGUUGGACAGAUCUUUUAUGUGUAAAUUUAUUAGACGAUCAAUUCGAAAAAUUAUGGAUUUUGUUCAGAGUCGGGGCUUCUGAUCUCACACAUCAAAGGAUUAUCAAAUAUGUAUAUAACUUUUUUCAUGAUAUCUUCUUAUAGUUAUCAAAUACGUUCAGGUGGGGUAGAUUGUAACUCAA
Messenger RNA from Nicotiana tabacum (common tobacco), 3022 nucleotides. Its product is annotated as potassium transporter 11-like. NCBI's taxonomy places the organism in Eukaryota, Viridiplantae, Streptophyta, Magnoliopsida, Solanales, Solanaceae. Gene Ontology annotation, molecular function: potassium ion transmembrane transporter activity. Gene Ontology annotation, cellular component: membrane. Gene Ontology annotation, biological process: potassium ion transmembrane transport. The record is from RefSeq and is a predicted model, not a curated record.